AUGCCUGUUCAAAUUAGUUCAAAAUAUUUAUUAUAUCCCCCUAUUUAUAGAUCUCCAAAUGUUCGUUUCGCUUCUCUUAGACAUUGGCUUAUGCGUUCUGAUCGAACUUUUGAAGCCUCCGAAGCUCGUCUUUUAAGUAGACUUCGAUUCUUUAUAUUAGGAGAAAAGACUGAUACUUCCGAAUUGAAAACCACUGCUCGAGUUGGUUUAGUUGAUUUAGAUGGUGAUGGUAAAAGGAAAAUAAAUACUUUGGUCAUUGAUAAUAAUAAUGGGACGAUCGCAGAAGUUCAGGAAAAAAAAAAUCUUGUAAUGUGUCAUGGAUUUGGUGGUGGACUUGGUUUCUUUUAUCGAAAUUAUCAUCGACUUAGUCUUGUAGAAGGAUGGAGAAUAUAUUCAAUUGAUUGGCUUGGAAUGGGUAGAAGCACACGGAAAACUAUUGAAGAAACCGUUGAUGAAGCUGAAAAUUUCUUUGUGGAUUCACUUGAAAAAUGGCGUCAGGUACAAAAAAUUGAGAAAAUGACGCUACUUGGUCACUCAUUAGGAGGUUAUUUUGCGGCAGUGUAUGCAUUAAAGUACCCUCAACAUGUAGAAAGAUUAAUUAUGGUAUCACCUGUUGGAAUUCCUCCAAGUCCAUACGAAGAUCUCAAAAAUAUUAAAGAUAAUGUAAAUGGACGUACAUUACCUUUAUGGUUAGUAAAAUUAUGGGACGCAAAUUUUACACCACAAUUAUUAAUGAGAUUGGUUGGACCAUUUGGACCAUCGUUAAUUUCACAAUAUACAUCUCGUCGGUUUGCUAAUCUUGAUGAACAAGAUCGAAUUGAUUUGCACGAUUAUCUUUAUCACGUUUCUGCAGCACCCGGUAGUGGAGAAUAUGCUUUAUCGAGAAUUCUUGCACCUGGAGCUUAUGCUCGAAAGCCAUUGAUUCAAAGGUAUUCUAAUCAUGGAGAGGAAGAUUGGAUGGAUUAUCGAGAAGCCAUAAAAGCCUCUGUUAAGAUGAAUGUACCAACAAAAGUAAUUCAAAUUCCUCAUUCGGGUCAUCAUUUAUACAUUGAUAACCCUGAAGAAUUCGACAAAGCUGUGAUUAAUGAAAUGGUAGAAGUUGCAAAUAGUUGA
This is a messenger RNA of Diversispora eburnea, 1113 nucleotides long. Lineage: Eukaryota; Fungi; Glomeromycota; Glomeromycetes; Diversisporales; Diversisporaceae. The record is from the annotation of a GenBank genome assembly.